AUGAGCCUCGGAUAGAGAUUCAGAGAGAGAAAAAGAGAGAACAAAGGAAAUAGAGAAAGAGAAGAGUUUCUAGCACAAAAUUUUUUCCAAUAAUAUUCGCUAUUUUCUUUCGCUUCUUCUGCUCACCUUCUCCGUCUCCUGAUCACAUACACAUUUUUUGUUUUAUUUCUUUGAUCUUGUUUUCCCGGAAAACUUUCUGGGUCGCACCUGUUUUUAUACAAGGAUCCGCAUAUCUCUCAGGAACCAAUCACACACGUUUCCAAGUUUUUUGGUCGUUCAUCGUCCUUGUCUUCUUCUUCUUCUUUCCUUUUUCCUUUGUUUUUGUGGAUUUCUUCGUUUUUCCUAAUUGUUUUCUUUCAUGGGAUUAUUCUUUUAACUUAAAAGAUCAAGGAAGAGAAAAACUCCUAGAUAAUAGUUUGUCCAGUUUGAGUUAGUAGGAGUUUAAAUUUAGAGAUUUCUUCACCACUUCUGAGCCAAUCCAAGUGAUCAAACAGCAGAAUUUUUUUUUUUUGGUGUUUGAGAGAGUUUAAAAGAGAGAAAAAGGGAUCUGAUGGCUAAGUUUGGAGGGAAAUGGCGGGUUUUGAGAUCCAUUUUAACGCUAUCCUUAAACUUUAUGUUAGCUUUCGUGCUUGUUUCAGCCGAGAGAGGCUUGAAGCGUGAAUUUACAGGAGUACCUGCUCAAACUGAUGAGGGUCUGUCAAGUUUAUUUCUCAAAGCCGCUAAUUUCUUAUGGCAACCUAAUGAAUCAGGGUAUCAUCAUGUUUGGCCGGAAAUGAAAUUUGGUUGGCAAAUUGUUUUGGGUACUAUUGUUGGAUUCUUAGGAGCAGCAUUUGGUAGUGUAGGUGGGGUUGGCGGAGGUGGCAUUUUUGUUCCCAUGCUAAGUCUAAUUAUUGGAUUUGAUCCCAAAUCCGCAACUGCAAUCUCUAAAUGUAUGAUUAUGGGUGCAGCAGGAUCAACCGUUUACUAUAACCUUAAGCUAAGGCAUCCAACAAUUGAUAUGCCUAUCAUUGACUAUGAUUUGACUCUGCUUAUCCAGCCAAUGCUUAUGCUGGGAAUUAGUAUAGGUGUUGCUUUCAACGUGAUAUUUGCAGAUUGGAUGGUCACAAUACUGCUUAUUAUUCUAUUUGUAGGCACAUCAACCAAGGCAUUCUUCAAGGGUGUGGAGACGUGGAAAAAAGAAACAAGAACGAAACAGGAGGCUGCUAAGCGUUUAGAAUCAAAUGGAGGUGGUCAAGUCGAAUACAAGCCUCUUCCUAGUGGCCCUGAAAAGGAGACAAAGGAAGCAGAGGUUACUAUUCUUGAGAAUGUUUACUGGAAGGAACUUGGGCUUCUUGUUUUUGUGUGGGUUGCAUUCCUUGCAUUGCAGAUUGCAAAGAGUCAUAUGACUACUUGUUCAACAGCAUACUGGAUAGCGAACUUGUUACAGGUUCCAGUUUCUGUUGCCGUGACAUCAUACGAGGCAGUGAGCCUUUAUAAAGGACGGAGGAUCAUAGCAUCCAAAGGAGAUGAUGGCACAAAUUUCAAAGUGCACCAGCUUGUACUUUACAGUGCCUGUGGUGUACUGGCUGGAGUUGUUGGUGGGUUGCUUGGACUAGGGGGAGGAUUCAUUAUGGGUCCACUAUUUUUGGAGUUAGGAAUCCCUCCUCAGGUGUCAAGUGCAACAGCUACUUUUGCAAUGACUUUCUCCUCAUCCAUGUCUGUUGUAGAAUACUACCUUCUGAAACGUUUUCCAGUUCCUUAUGCUGUUUACUUCAUAGCUGUGGCUACACUUGCAGCCUUAAUAGGGCAGCACAUAGUGAGAAGAUUGAUCAUUAUGUUUGGAAGGGCAUCCCUUAUCAUCUUCAUCCUUGCUUUCACCAUUUUUGUUAGUGCAAUUUCACUCGGCGGCGUUGGCAUAUCAAAUAUGAUAUGGAAGAUUAAGCAUAACGAAUACAUGGGAUUUGAGAACCUCUGCAAAUAUGAAUGAUAGUUCAGUGUUCAAGGUUCCCAGAUGCUGUAAUUAUUUGUUGAUGCUAUAACAUGGUUUGGGCAAGUUCUUAGGCGGCUAUAACCGUUCUAUGUAUAAGGGUUGUAUUAUGACUAUUGAUUAUGGUAGGUUUCAUGUAGUUCAUAUGCAACCAUUAUAUACUCCACUGUUGUAUGGAAUAAUUUUUCGUGUUGGUGAGAGGAAGGGAUGAUCACCAACUGGUUUUAUUUUUCUUCUUUGAACUUCAUUGUAUACGCUUUCGAUUCAUACUUCUAGCAAUUGCUUUUU
This is a messenger RNA of Manihot esculenta (cassava), 2254 nucleotides long. Its product is annotated as sulfite exporter TauE/SafE family protein 3. NCBI's taxonomy places the organism in Eukaryota, Viridiplantae, Streptophyta, Magnoliopsida, Malpighiales, Euphorbiaceae. The transcript is spliced from 12 exons. Gene Ontology annotation, biological process: protein ubiquitination. Bases 551 to 1966 code for a protein of 471 amino acids. Gene Ontology annotation, cellular component: Cul4A-RING E3 ubiquitin ligase complex; membrane. The record is from RefSeq and is a predicted model, not a curated record.